AUGGACAAUCAAAGAAAGAAGCGAAACUCGAUUCUCAAAGUUCGCCAAGAAACGAACUUAAUGGAUGUUUUGGAGGAUACAACGGUGGCAACGUCAAGCGGUGCGACGAAUCGACGCGUCAGCUUUCAUCAGUUGAAACAAGUCAAAAAUUACGAUCGUGCUGGAGGACAAAUCAUCGAUGCGACGCCGAUCAAGGAGAAGGCGUACGAUACGAUGAGCUCGGACGGAAAUUCCACAUCGCACACGACUCGUCUCGACAUGGAUAUCACUGGAUUAAACAGUACACCAGUCACUCCGAAGACGCAAACUCCAUUCAACGGAUCCAUGGAUAUGUCUGUGGAGAAUUACGACGAAACCGCACGUCUCUUCGAUAUCACAAGAGACAAAACCAUCUGUGUAUACGAGAAAACCGUUGAGACGACGACGACAAAAGUUGUGGAGAGAGUUGUGAGAGUUCCAGAAGGUUCUUCAGGAGCCAACAAUGACACUUUGGCACUCUUCAAUAUGACAGAUCGAGCUGAGGUGGAUAUGUCGGUUGAUGGAGGAAGUGAAGGAGCGUUGAAGGUCGAUGAUACGAUUUCCGUGUUCAAUCAAACGAACGUCGAGCCAGUCGAUAUGGAUAUCACCGUUCAGAAGCCGCUCGACGACACAAUGGGCGUCUUCAGAAGUCCAGCGAUUCCAACUUCUUCAAGAAUUCAGAAGACGUCAGCGUCAACAAUGGAUUCUCAGAAUAUGUCGAUGUCUAUGGAUAUGGAUAUCACCAGCAACGAGAUGAUGGCCGCAUUCAAAUCUCCAAAAAUUAUGUCUUCUGUCCUCGUCGCCGCCGUCAAGGACUCCGAUGACAUGGAUUUGACGGGGCUUGUGAACACUGCAGCCGAAGACGUUGCAGAUGACACGAUGGCGGUGUUCAGAACACCAACAAGGGCUCAGACGACGAUUCAGAAGACGUCGGGAGAGAUUCCAGAAUCCGUUGACAUGGAGAUGACGGGAAUCGGGAAUUCUGACGCCCCAGAUGACACGAUGGCGGUGUUCAGAACGCCAACAAGAGCUCAGCAGACGGUUCAGAAGACGUCAGGAGAGAUUCCAGAAUCCGUUGACAUGGAGAUGACGUUGCUGGCGUUGCUUCAGCCAGUUUCAGACGUCAAGGAUAAUUUUGAUGACGUGGCAAUGGAUAUCACUCAACAAACACUGGUCGGGGUUUCAGAUGACACGAUGGCGGUUUUCAAAAAUCCAGCAGCAGAGAAAAAGACUCCCGGCAAACCACUAUUCGACGAAAGCAUGGAAAUCGAGUCGACGAUCGUUUGUCCAGACAAUGUGACGUUUUCUGAGACUGCUCAGCCUGAAAAUCCCGCUUAUCACAGCUCCAUGUUGAUGUCUAUGGCGUCGGAAGUUUCAGAAGACGUCGUGGUUCAGAAGACGUCAGAAUCUCUUCAACAGAGUUCUAUGAGGAUGUCGACGACGAUCACUGAAGAUGUGACUGCUUCUAAGAAUCCAGAAUCCUCCACGAUUUCAGAAGUUCAGAAGAUUCCAGAAGUUGUUCAGAAGACGUCAAAUGGUGUAGAAGACAUUCAGAAUGCGUCAGAAACUCCAGAAGACGUUAGUAUGGAAAUCACGUCAGAAGUCGUCGAAGGUGAACGCGGAACGAUGUAUCAGAUGUCAACGAUGGAUGUGGAUAGUCUUCAGAAGACGUCGUUGGCAUCUCCAAAGAUUCAGAUGACGUCGUUCACCGAUACUUCUGAAAAAAUGGGCGGAGUUUCGGAAACGUCAUUGAUCCAAACGAUGAUGAUCGAAGCGUCGGAAUCCAUGGAAUGUUCAGAAGCUCCAGAAGAUGUUACAGCUUCUCCAGAAGGUCUGACGAUGGCUCCAGAAGACGUCACUGUCGCUUCAAAUGUCUCUGGAAUCGUCUCAGUAUCUUCUAUCUCUAGAAGACGUCGUUCUCAACUUCAGGAGUCGUUGCAUCGGGAAUCGCCACGACGAAUGGCACUGGAGAAGAAUCUGUCGAUGAUGAGUCAAAUGGGCGGAGCUUCAGAAGCGUUGGCUGAAUUCCGUCAGAAUAAGCUGAAAAAUCAGACGACGUUGUUGAAUGAUAGUGUGAAUACGACGAUCGGGGCGAAUACAAGUGAAUCGAUUGGAAGAGACAUUUUCAAAAUGAACACCUCAAUCCGUUCGCCAGCUCAUCGCAGCAGCACCGCGCCAUCUCCAAUGGUCUCGAAGACCCUUCCAGAAUCUCCGAAAUUCCACGUCACUCCAUUCGACGCCGCCAUCGUCAACGUCAUCUAUCUGACUCCAGAAGACGCCGAGACACAGGAGCCAAUUCCAGAAGCAUUUGAAUUUGAGAAAGUUCUCUCUGCCGAAGAAUCAAACGUUCAUAAGGAAAUCGACACGGCUAAUUGGUCAAUUAGCGGUGCAAUUAAGUCGAAUCUGGAUGCGGAAGUGAUGAACAUCGCUCGGGGACAAGCGGAAAUGAAAUUUUUGGAGCUUCGUGGCAAAUUUGCAAAGGAGAGCAAUGUGGAGAUUGCUCAGAAGAUUCAAGAGCUGGAAUCUCAGAAUUUAGAAUUGGCUGGAAAAAUUAGAGAUUCCCAAAAUCUUCGAGUACUUCAAAAACAGAUCGAAGAGCUUCAAAAACCACAAUUUUCGUUGGAGGAAGCGGAAAGAAUCGAGAAUGAGUACCACGAGACGAAAGUGGAAUUGCUGAGAGCUCAAGCAGCAAGUAUUCGACGUCAACACGAACUUCUAAUGACGAUUCGCGAGGAGAGACGUCGAUUGAUUCACGAGAUUGAGGAGAAAGACGAAUUGUUGGCACGGUUGGAAGAAGAGGAUCGAAAGAAGAAGGAGGAGAUGGUGGAGAGAGUUCGAGGUGUGAUGAGAGCAUAG
Molecule: messenger RNA, 2874 nt
Organism: Caenorhabditis briggsae
Lineage: Eukaryota; Metazoa; Nematoda; Chromadorea; Rhabditida; Rhabditidae
Gene: Cbr-knl-1
Product: Protein CBR-KNL-1
Exons: 6
Coding region: 1-2874 (957 amino acids)
Source: RefSeq, a predicted model, not a curated record